This is a messenger RNA of Heterotrigona itama, 2237 nucleotides long. The record is from the annotation of a GenBank genome assembly. Lineage: Eukaryota; Metazoa; Arthropoda; Insecta; Hymenoptera; Apidae.
AUGGAACCGGAAGUGAAGAUGAACGUGGAACGUUUCUUUAUCGAGCAGAAAAUGAAAUGCGACGGAUUGAUGACAGAGUGUAAGUCAAUAAAUGCGACUAAUGCUUCGACUACCGCUAUUUUACCCUGUCCCUCCGAGACCGACCUGAUGUACCAGUUAAACUCUGCAACGAAUACUUUGGCGAAUGUUGGCGUUACAGCGAUGGCCACGAAAGUUUGUCUCGCAAAUGGCCAAUGGUACACAAAUCCUAACGAUAUUCCCGAGAGUAAUUACAGUUUGUGUGAGUUGUCGAAUGAAUUCACCACUCGUUACUUCAUGGAGGCCAUGGGAAAUGGGACGAGCAAUUCUCAAGACUACGGGAACUUUGAAUCUUUACUCUUCGCUAAAACUCAGAAAUCCAAGGAACAGGCUGCACAUGCAUUUGUUUGCUUCUUUCAUAAUGAGAGCAUUUAUGGCGCUGAUCAGAGAUUGGAUCUUCGUCGAUGGUAUCAGACGGACGGUGGAUGUCGUCUAUCUCGACGAGAAGAACGCUUUCAUCAAGCAACGAAACACGAUGAUUUGCAAAGGUAUUACGAGUGCGUGGCAGUAUUUCAUCGUUGCUAAUUACUCUUGGAUCCUGAUGGAGGGUUUGUACCUCCAUAAUCUGGUCGUUUGGGCAUUUUGCGUUGGGCAUAGUACAGCCAUUAAUCUGUAUAUUUUAAUGGGCUGGGGAUUGCCUGUUUUCGUUGUCGUUCCUUGGAUAAUAAUACGAGCAACGAUCGACGAUAUAUAUUGUUGGACUAUCCACAACAAUCGUUCCUUAUUUCUGCUCAUAAAGAUUCCCAUUGUAAUAUCGAUUUUGUAGGUGGGCCAAAUCUACUUUGGUACUGGUACCCUUGUUCGGUGCUCACUAUACUCUAUUUCUGGGCUUCUCCUAUAACAAUGAUAAUCGCGUGGAACUCGUUUGGCUCUUCUGCGAUCAAUUCUUCGUCUCUUUUCAAGGUUCUUUCGUGGCUCUGCUUUACUGUCUGCUGAACAUCGAAGUUAGAACGGAGAUAAAACGAGCCUGGAGAACAAGAUGGUCGAAGAAACUGAACAUCUGCGUGUCCACGUCACGAGAUUUAAAAAGAAGAAGAACCACUCGCAGACAACUAAACGAUUAUGAUCAUCCAACAGUCACUGGCUCUACAGUGAGAAACGCAUUACGAUUAAACGAUUAUUGGCCGAACGUGCUAGAAAUGAAGGCAGGAUAAAAAGAGCUUUAACAGUAAAUUUUUAGAAUAUUUCAUAUCCGCAAAGGUUUCAGCUUUUUGUGUAUUUUAUUUGUUUCCAUAUCUGUGGUAGGUCGAAUUAAUUAAUCUCAUUCUAUAGUAAAAUUCGACAUUUUGCAAUUGAAAAGCAUUUUACGUAAUUUCGAUUCUUUCUCUAUUUUUAUGAUCAGAUAGUUAGACAUGGAAAGCUAGAAAAACUAGAAAAGCUUUAAUAAAAACCCAUUUUAUAUCUCAAGCUUUAUUAGCUCAAUGUUCUAUGUAUAAUAACUAGCUUCGUCCCGUUGUGUAAUAAAAUUACAAAUUUUGCAAUUACAAAGUUUGAUUCUAUUUUUUUAAAUUUUAUGUUCGCUGAUACUAUUUUAGAGAAAAUUUUCGACACAUGUACACGUUUAGUGUUUGAAAAGUAUAUCUACAUGUAGUGUGAAAUAUUUUAUAUAAUUAAUACUUAGAUACAGACAAUUAUUUUUGUCAUUGGUAUAAUAUUUUUGGUGAAACACAUUUCCCCCAGAAAAUACGGUUUCAACCGAUAAGGGUGAGUGCAAGUCCCUGUAUACCAACAGGCACUGACAUAUUGAUCGGACUGUUCCACCAUCUUGUUUGUGCUGCACCCUCGUGUUUAUUAUCCACUUUCCAGCAGCUAACGAUAAAUUUUGUUUAAAAAUUAAGAUAUUGAAUGCUAAUAAAACAACUAAGACAUUUAUCCUUUUCUUCAAGAGAUAUUUAUCCUUUUCUUGAAGAUAAAAUUCUUUUUUUUUCAAUUAAAGAAUUUCAUCAUAUUUUCUUGAAUUUGAUGAAUCUCUUCUAUUCAAUUACUUGAUUGUUUUUAUUAUAAUAUCAUAUUGCAUAACGUAAAAUUCGGAACGUUAUUUUAAUCCUAUCUUUGUCUUUACUUCUUUAAAAUCGAGAUGUUUAAAUACGUACAUGUAAUAUAUGUAAAUAUGAUGUUUCAAUAUUAUAACAAUGUUAUAACAGUUAGCAACCAUUUAA